CACACACAGCCUCAGUAAGAGACAGAGCAGAUCUUGACAUUGUGAGGAAGAGGCAUGUUUUCAUCCGAGGAGCACCCAGGACAGCACAAUAGCUCCUAAAGCUGCUGAGACAGAUACUUGCCAAGGACUACAAACACACACAGAGAGAGAGAGAGAGAGAGAGAGAGAGAGAGAGAGAGAGAGCAAAGCAAGCAGAGGGAAGGACAGAAGCAUUUCAGAGGACAGAACAGGGUGGAAGAGGCAACAUUUGUAGGUUUAUUGUGGACCUAAACAUCCUUAAAAAGCUGCAUUUUGGGGUUUCUCUUCCUCUCUGCACACGGACAUCCACUCUGUCUCUUGCUGUCUGCAGACAGCUCCCACUGCUGCUGCUGUGAGGUUAUAGUCUCUUGCUUCUGUGCACAGCACCAGAAAAGACUGCUUUGUAGUCCAAGACCAUGAGUGAGGCGAAGAAAGGUGAGCUAGCCAUCAGGGAUAAAGCCAUCCUGCACCAGCAGAGGCGCCUGAAGCAGGCCACCCAGUUCACACACAAGGACUCAGCUGACCUCCUGCCCCUGGAUGGGCUGAAGAGACUGGGCACAUCCAAAGACUUGCAACCUCACAGCAUCGUCCAGCGGCGCCUGCUGGAGGGAAACAUCACGCGGCUCCGAGGGGAGGCCCGAGAUCCGAGCUCCAGGGUUCGCUCCCCGCUGGCCGACACCAAGGAUGGACCUGCUGACGCCGAGGAGAGAAGCGAGAGCACAGCCGAUGACUCCACAGAGGAGAGGGAGUCUCUGGAGGAAAGCGAGAGAAGCCUACGGUCAGAUGAAGAGGACGACAGCAGCGAAGCUGGAGCCAGACCGACAGCUGAGAAGACUGAGGGCACGGAGAGCUCCACCCUCCUCACAGCUCUGGUUGUUCAAUGCAAGUGCUGCGAGACUGAAGUCAAGGCAUCCAUCAGCACCGGCAGCCAACAUAACCACAUCUCCACCUCCUGCUGUCAGAGGCUGGGGCUCGUGCCCAGUCAGGACAGUUCACCAUGUGGUGCGAGCAGCUCAGUGACAGGUUUGCAGCUGCAGCUGGGCAGACAGACAGUCCAGUGUUCAGCCUAUGUCAAAGAGGAUGAGGCGUUUGAGCUGUGCCUGGGUCUUCAGACUCUGUUGGAACUUAAAUGCUGCCUGGACCUGAGCAGUCGGGUCCUAAAGCUGCAGGGCUGCGGCGAGGAGCUGCCUUUCCUGAACCCUUUGACAGACAGCAAGUGCCAACACGACACCAACGAGAACCUGUGAGCCCGACUCAGCGACCACUUUCCUCAAAUCUCGACUGGUUGCAGCAAAGUGGCGCGAUGCUGUUUGUGUCUGGACCGUUCGAUCACACACUGCCAGAACAUGGAUGAGCAUUCGCCACCGUCGUUCUUGAGUUUACAUCAUUGUGUUUGUAGAAUUAUGACAUUCACCAUGAUUAUCUCUUAUAUUAAAUUAGUCUAGUUUACAGAGCGGAUGAAAGCCACUUAAAAGCCAAUCCAAUCUCUGAGUCUAAUAAUUCUUUAUGAUUAUAAUGUAUAUUCAAACCAAUUGCUCUGUUGAGCAGCUUGGAUACACUGAUGCUCUCUAAAAGGGAAAAACUAUUAUACUCAUUCAAAGUGAACUUUAGUGGAAUAUUUUGUGAUUUGGCUGUGAAUUACUUUAAACCUUAGUGUUUCAGUUUAGACAGUGUUAAAGGAAUAGUUCUAUAUUGUGGGACACAUAUGAGAAGAUACCACCUCAAGCUGGUUAGCUUAACUUAGCAUAAAGACUGGAAACAGAGGAAAACAGCUAAC
Molecule: messenger RNA, 1795 nt
Organism: Micropterus dolomieu (smallmouth bass)
Lineage: Eukaryota; Metazoa; Chordata; Actinopteri; Centrarchiformes; Centrarchidae
Gene: nrip2
Product: nuclear receptor interacting protein 2
Exons: 6
Coding region: 435-1265 (276 amino acids)
Biological process (GO): proteolysis
Molecular function (GO): aspartic-type endopeptidase activity
Source: RefSeq, a predicted model, not a curated record